CGCAACAAUAAUUUUUUGAAACUGCAUCUGGACAGUCACAUUGCGCAAUUCACUCUAUUUCUCCCAACACAUCGCCCAAUUGCCCCUUUCCUCAACCUCGAACACUUAUCAUGGCUUCCACGAAGAAAGUCGCAGAGAACAUGCUUUGGGGAGGUCGUUUCACGCAGGGCCUCGACCCCUUAAUGGAACAGUACAACUGCUCUCUCCCCUACGAUCGGCUUUUUUACGCGCAAGAUAUCGCCGGCAGCAUCGCCUUCGCGCGGGCAAACUUCAACAACGGAAUCCUCACCGCCGAUGAGUUCUCUGCGAUUGAGAAAGGGUUUGCGCAGAUAACAGAGGAAUGGAAGAGCGAUUCUUUCGUCGUUAAACAGAACGAUGAGGAUAUUCAUACGGCGAAUGAGCGGCGGUUGAGCGAGAUUGUGGGCAAGGAGAUUGGCGGGAAGUUGCAUACGGGAAGGAGUAGGAAUGAGCAGAUUGCGACGGAUAUGCGGCUGUGGUUGAGGGAGGAGUUAAGGAAGAUUGAGGGGUGGUUGGGGGAGUUGGUGAUGUGUGCGGUUGGGAGGGCGGAGGCGGAGAUUGAGGUUUUGAUGCCGGGAUAUACCCAUCUCCAAAAAGCCCAACCGGUCCGCUGGUCCCACUGGCUUCUCUCCCACGCAACAUCUUUCUCCUUUGAGCUCGAGCGCCUCCGCGAAGUCAUCAAGCGCGUCAACCGCUCACCUCUCGGCUGCGGUGCCCUGGCCGGCAAUCCCUUCAAGAUCGACCGCGAAGCCAUGGCCAAAGAACUUGGCUUCGACGGCCUGCUCUACAACUCGAUGAACGCGGUCGCGGACCGCGACUUCGUCUUCGAAACCCUUCAAUGGGGCUCUAGCUUCAUGCUGAAGAUUUCUAGAUGGGCAGAAGACCUGAUCAUCUACUCGAGCCUAGAGUUCGGAUUUGUGCGACUUGCGGAUGCGUAUUCGACGGGCUCAUCGCUCAUGCCGCAGAAGAAGAACGCAGAUUCUCUGGAAUUGUUGCGAGGGAAGUCUGGCCGUGCGUUCGGGCAUAUGGCGGGUUUGUAUUGCACCAUUAAAGGCCUACCGACGACAUACAACAAGGACUUACAGGAAUCUGUCGAGCCGCUCAUUGACCAUAUGAAAACUGUCGGGGACAGCAUUCAGAUCGCUACCGGCGUGCUCUCUACUCUGACGAUCAACCCGGAGAAAAUGUUCGCAGCCUUAGCACCCGAAAUGCUGGCUACAGAGUUUGCGGAUUAUUUAGUAAGAAAGGGUGUCCCGUUCAGGGAAGGCCAUCAUAUUUCUGGCAGGGUGGUUGCACUUGCUGAACAAGAGGGUGUCCCAAUGGAUAAGCUGAGUUUAGAGCAAUUGAAGGGUAUUGAUGCCAGGUUGGGUGAUGAUGUAAUUGAGUGCUUGGAUUACGAGCGCGCGGUGGAAUUGAAGGAUGCGACGGGCGGAACGAGUAAGAGUGCGGUUAGAGAGCAGAUUGAGGUUUUGAAGAAGACCCUCUCUGCGAAAUAAAGCAGCAAGGAAAGCGGGGUUACUUGGAGGGGGGAAAUGGGAGGGGAUUAUUGGGAUUAUCGGGUGAUGUGGCGUUUAGAGCGAUAAAAGUUUGCAGAGUUCUGGUG
Messenger RNA from Lindgomyces ingoldianus, 1621 nucleotides. Its product is annotated as argininosuccinate lyase. Bases 111 to 1514 code for a protein of 467 amino acids. Gene Ontology annotation, molecular function: argininosuccinate lyase activity. Lineage: Eukaryota; Fungi; Ascomycota; Dothideomycetes; Pleosporales; Lindgomycetaceae. The record is from RefSeq and is a predicted model, not a curated record. Gene Ontology annotation, cellular component: cytosol. The transcript is spliced from 3 exons.